UCUUGUCUCCAAUAUGGCUCUUUGCAUCACAAAGCUCGUCAUCUUCUCUCUCCUCUUCACUUCCACCAUUUUAUUUACCGCAAAUUCUCACACUUUCGCAAGAAGCUUGCUUCCCGAAAAGCUUGGCCUCAAGAAGGAGAAGCUGAGCCACCUCCACUUCUACUUCCACGACAUCGUGAGCGGCCGCAACCCGACCGCGGUGCGCGUGGCCGAGGCCAAGAUGACCAACAAGUCUGCCACGGGGUUUGGCCUCGUCGUCAUGAUCGAUGACCCAUUGACCGAGGGCCCGGAACUGAGCUCCAAGGUCGUCGGCCGUGCUCAGGGGCUCUACUCGUCCGCCUCGCAGAACGACCUCGGCCUGCUGAUGGUGCAGAACUACGUCUUCACCGAAGGGAAGUACAACGGGAGCACGCUCAGCGUCCUCGGCCGGAACGCGGUGUUCUCCGAAGUGAGGGAGAUGCCGAUCGUCGGUGGGAGCAGGCUCUUCCGGUUCGCACGCGGGUACGCUCAGGCGAGGACGCACUUGCUUGACCUCCAGACCGGCGACGCGGUUGUGGAGUACAACGUUUACGUCUUCCAUUAUUGAUCAUGCUCAGGAGCUGUCGCCAAAGGAGGCCAUUCUAGCGAAGGAGUCCUUAAGUUUCAUUUCAUAUGGCCGUACUCUCUGCUUGCCUUUUUAAGCUUUAUCUGUUAAUUAUUUCCGGUAUUAGAGAUAUUCUUGCACUGUUGAUUGUACUUUUUGAAGACCCCAGAGUAAUAAUCAUAUUCCCCAAAUUAAUGGA
Messenger RNA from Eucalyptus grandis, 782 nucleotides. RefSeq names its product dirigent protein 22. The record is from RefSeq and is a predicted model, not a curated record. Bases 14 to 586 code for a protein of 190 amino acids. The transcript has a single exon. Lineage: Eukaryota; Viridiplantae; Streptophyta; Magnoliopsida; Myrtales; Myrtaceae.